UGUGAUUCACAAACCAUUUAAAGGGAGAGUGCACAGACGUGUUUGAAAAUGGUCUGGUGGCAAUAUCAGUUACUCACCCAUAUCAAUAUAGGAAUCUUAUCUGAAGUUUGAGUGUAUGCCUGUGAUAAGAGUCAGGUACCGGCUAAUCUGCAGUUGUCGGCCGUAUGGAGACACCUAGAAAGGGCCAUUCGGUUCCAUUAAGCUGACAUACACGCACAUUGUCAGCCGUCAGAGAGAGUCUAUUAACUUUAGUCAUAACGAUUUAGCCAUGAGCAGCGACAACCACUUUCAGUACGGCGAUGAAACUGGUGCAUAUACAGAUGCGGAGGCGGACAAGAGUUUCGCCUUCGAUGACCAAAGCAUCCGGAAGGGCUUCAUACGGAAGGUCUACUUAAUAUUGAUGUGUCAAUUACUAAUCACUUUCGGUUUUGUUAGUGUUUUCACCUUCUCGAAAGCCUCUCAAGAAUGGGUUCAAAAAAAUCCGGCUUUGUUUUGGAUAGCUUUGGCCGUUCUUAUUGUGACCAUGAUUUCUAUGGCCUGCUGUGAAAGUGUACGCCGAAAGACACCUCUGAAUUUCAUUUUCCUGUUCCUGUUCACCGUGGCCGAAUCCUUCCUCCUAGGAAUGGUCGCUGGACAGUACGAGGCCAGUGAGGUCCUGAUGGCAGUGGGCAUCACGGCAGCGGUAUCUCUUGCGCUCACCCUGUUUGCCCUGCAGACCAAGUACGACUUUACGAUGUGCGGAGGAGUUUUGGUGGCCUGCUUAGUGGUCUUUAUCAUAUUUGGUAUCGUUGCUAUCUUCGUUCCGGGCAAGGUGAUCGGAAUGGUUUAUGCCUCCCUGGGAGCGUUGCUCUUUUCCGUUUAUUUGGUGUACGAUACCCAGUUAAUGCUGGGCGGUAAUCACAAGUACUCCAUUAGUCCGGAGGAAUACAUUUUCGCCGCACUGAACCUUUACUUGGACAUCAUCAACAUCUUCAUGUACAUACUGGCCCUCAUCGGAUUGUCUCGCAAUUAGACAGAUCAUGAUGAUCUAUAGUUUCCUUUCCAGUUUUAGAAAUAUGUAACUUAAUUUUAUGUGCCCAGUGCUGCUACACCUUAGACAUGAAGAAAUACAGACCGACUAACUAACCCUA
Molecule: messenger RNA, 1130 nt
Organism: Drosophila eugracilis
Lineage: Eukaryota; Metazoa; Arthropoda; Insecta; Diptera; Drosophilidae
Gene: Lfg
Product: protein lifeguard 1
Exons: 4
Coding region: 269-1012 (247 amino acids)
Cellular component (GO): membrane
Source: RefSeq, a predicted model, not a curated record